GCUAUACAUAUUGGUACAUCUUGACGGCCGCGUUCGUGUACUGUAGCAGGCGAGGAUGACACCAUUCUUGUCCGAGAUCAACGAAGACAUGCUGCGGCAAUUUGAAGACGAAUUUGACGCGCAAAAGUCCAAGGUGGAGCAAGCCCGCGAAAUGCUAAAGCACAAGAAAUCGUUGGAAAUCCAAAAACAGGUCGAGAGCAUGCGGGCCACCGUCGCAAACUUGGACAAAGAUGUGCUGGAGUCGCGGGAAAACCGCAAAUCCCUUCGGAACCGCCUGAUGGAGCGAAAGGCGCUGAUGAAAACGCACAUGGCCGAGCACCAGGAGCUGCGACGAUGUACAUGGAAUGUUGAGCGCACCCAUCAGCUGGAAGGUGCGGCCCAAAGACGCCUCGACCUCGAGCGUCUGCAAGACGAACGAAAGCGAAUGGAAUCCUUGCUGGAUGCUGCGACGAUUGAACUGGAUGCAAUUGAAAGCGAGAAGCGUCGACGCCAGGAAACGGUGGAGGUCCAAAUGAAGCGAAUACUAGACAAAGGCACUGUACUAAAGCAACAGCUCGAGGACGGACACUUGGAUAUUCCCGAAGUUCGCCGAACCAUUCAAGACCACGGCCACGAGCAGUUCGUACAAGAGUGCCACGGGCUGCGGCGACUCCAACAACAGCAGCGCGUUCUCGACCAGCACAAACGGCAAAAGGAACUCAACGUCGAAAGGGCCAAGUUGGUUGCCGAUGAAGACAUCCUUCGCCAGCAAAUGCAUCUACAGGCGGCGGAUCCAACUGGCUUGAUUGGUGCGACAGAGUGCGACGAUUGUGUGGACGACGUGGUGGCUCAAGCAUGUCAAAUUCUGGCCACUGGAGAUGCGACGCUGUCCGCCUUGCAAAACUCGAUUGUCGAAAAGACCAAUGUGGUAAACACGAACGCCGCGGCUGCUGCUAUCCCCCCAGCGUACAACGGAUCGCUUGGACCGCAGUCGUACCCUCCAUGGCUCGAGGCUUCGAGGGAGAUGGCGCAGUCGUUGAUCAUGGAGGUCGUGACCGCCCUGCCGCUCUCGAUGUUUGAAACCAUGCGCUCGUUGAAACAACAACGAAAGCAAUGGAAAUGUACUCAAAGAAGACUCGGUCGAGCCCAUCGGCGACUGGUUACUGCAACCGCCAUCCAGACUUUUCAUCAAACGCUCGUCGACGACGUAGUGGACGACAUGUUACGUGAUUUGCAUGGGGAAUUCAUAUCCGUCACUCGACGAGUGAGUUUAUUGGUCACUACCUCCAUCGUCAAAACCUUGGCAAGUUUUCGAGAACAAACAUCCACUUCCGCACCACAAACUACUCAACUUGUCAGCGCUAUGCAGGAAAUGCAGCGACGGCGAAAUGUCGAGGACGGCAAGCUUCAUACGCCCGGUCGGCUGUUCCCACGUCACAUCUUGACACAAUCCCUGGUCGAAAUGUUGCCCGUCGGGGAUGUUCCCACUGGCGGAACGAAAAAGAAGUGGUUUGGGGGAAAGGGGGGCGAUACUGAAUCAGCCAAAUCCAAGCCACUUCGGCAGCCCCCAACAACCCCCCCACACUUAAAGAUUUCUCGUCAAGUGUUAAUCGAUGCGAUUGCUCGUGUCAACGCCCUGCCUGACCUCGUAGCUUUGGAAGCAUCAUGUUGGAAACACGUGCUGUUUCAACCGGUUGCUAACUUGGUGAUGCCAAUCACUGCAGUUUGCGUUCACUUUUGUCGCGUUCAAAACGAGUUCGUGUUGUGCGCAGGGGGUGCCAAGGGGGAGCUCGCCCUCGUGGACGUCGGAACGUCCACCGUUCUCCGCCAGCGGCUGGACCCACCUCAACCUGGACGGACCGCUUCAAUUCAAUCGUUUGGCAGCCAGUUCCUCGUGUACGCUCCGUUCCAACUUAAGCUUUGGACAUCUCGGCCUGUGAAAGGCAUGGCACUGUCGGUGGUAUUCAACUUGACUAAGGCCGACUUGGCGCUGCCAGGUCGUGAGCUGCAAGAUGUGACGACCGGGUGCUUCGUCCCAGCGGCGUCCUUGUCUGGCACGUCUUCGAGCAUUGUCGUGGGCACCGCUGAUGGAUCCAUCCUUCGUCUCAAUCGAUCGACGGACGACGUUCGACCUGUCUUCGGAGCCUCUUCGCUUGAAAGCCCUAACCCCAAUCCACUCAAUAAUAGCCGCCAAGAACACUUCCAAUUCCACCGCGCCGCCAUUGUCUUUUUGGCUUGCGUUGGAACCACGCCGUCAUCCCUGACAAUUCUGAGCGUGGACGUCACGGGGAUCGUGUGUCACUGGACGAAUGCCAACUGGACAGGCUUUGGCUGGUUCGAACCGGCGCAAUCAUUGCAGCUCGUUGGCCCUGGAGUUGUGCAAAGUGCUCAGCUCACUACAGACAGCUCACGCCUCGUCGUGUUUACGUUCGAUGCUGCCACGCGACAAGGGGUGUUUAUCCAACUGACGUGGCAGCCUCUCCUGGCAGCGAUGUCCACCGUCAUUCGAAUCGGGUGUAUGUCGCCCCCGCCUCCAUUUACUAUUCUCCCGCCCCUCGCCGCGCUGUCGCGAACGGCCUGCGACAGCGUCCUCGUCAUGGGUAGCACCCUUGCCAUGUAUUCUCUGGGCACCGGUCAAGUGUUAACCCCCGCUUCGGCGUCCUCUAUGGAAUGCAAAUCCCAGGCAGUGUCGGUCACAUGUAGCGAUGGCUACGUUGUGGGCUGUGGGGCCAACGGCAAAAUUAUGGCGUUCCAAAUGCAAGACUUGUCGUCCAUCGAUGCCGUGCACGCGGCGAGGCGCCUAGCGCAACCAUUCAACCACCAGACUCAAAGACAAUCUCGAACGAUUGUUCGCGUGCAACAUGCAGGAGACCGCAACAUGGUGCGAGCGAUGGUGGUAUCGAUCCUGGACCGUAUCCUUGUGGAAAGGUGGCAACCACCUCCCCAGGAGACGGUGGUGUCACCGUGGAUGUCAGCUUAAUCGAUCUCGACAUGCUGCAAACUUCUUGCAUCCCACACAUACGCCCAGUCUCCAAUCUAAUGGCGAGAAAGAGCACUGUACGAACCCACUGUUGUAUCCUUGCAAAUCGCACUGUAAACAACAGCAUCGAUUCCCAGGUCAAACUAACUUUUCAAACCAGUACGGUUACUAUUUAGACAGGGGUGUAUUCCUUGCGCUUGUUGCCAAGGUGACGACGCAAGAGUACGACGACCACGACUAUGGCGAGCCCGAGGCCUCCCACAAACCACAAGAGGCCGUUGAAGUCGGUCGCUGCCACGUCCGUCGACGACGAGGGCGCAGCGCCUUGCGACACCUUGGGGGCCAAGGAGCCUGUCGUCUCCCCCGCUGUGGAAGGCACCGACGAGAAUUCCGGAACCGCCGUCGUGGGGGUUUGGGUGGCCAACACCUUGACGCCCACUUGGGUAGCUUCGUGCGCGGGCAGUUGGAGGGACGCGAACGGCGCGUAGAAGUUGACAGUGGUGAGCACUGGGCCCUUGUUAAACAAGGAGCGUUCGGCCUCGAUGAUGGCCGGCUUGGGGGUGACAUACGUGACGUCGCCCGCGCCGUUGGUAUAGAGCGCAUUCACCGACUUGACCACGGCGCGGCCGCCCCCCGUGAUGGACACAGACGUGUUCUGGGCCUUCAACGAUCCGGCGUACACUCCCCCCACUCCGGAAAUCGAAAUGUUGUGCGUGCCACACACCGCCGUGGGCAAGAAAGUGAUGUUGCCCGUGCCAGACACUCCCGACGAGACUGUGGGCGCGUUGAAUGGCUUGCCACCAAAGUACACGCUCCCCGUGCCUUUCACUUGGACGUCGACAGCUUGUGGCACGAUUUCCGCCGGCGACGAGAUCAACACGCUGCCCGAGCCAGUGGUGGAAACCUUGAGCGACUGCGACGCCACGCGGUUCGCGGACCAUUGGACGUUGCCCGCCCCUUCGUUCUCGACCUUGAUGAAGCGGGCCGUGAUGUCGUUCGUGGAGACGAAGAGCGUGCCGGAGCCAGACACCUUGAGCGACAAGUCUGCGUCCACCGUGUGCGUGCCCGUGGCGACAAUGCACGCGCCAUUGCCGGCGCACUCGAUGCCUUGCAGACGAUGGGAAGGAACGGUCAAUUCACCGAGGAACGUCGCGUUGGGGAACUUGGUGGCGUCGAACGACGCCGCCGUCACUUGGAGCAGCGGCGACCCCCAUUCCGUGAACAGCUCGAUGUUGUCCAGCACGGCUUGUGUGUCCGUGGUGACGCGGAACGUGAACGCAUCGGCCAAGUCGCCGGCGGUAACAAACACGGGGCCAGGAAGGCCAAGGAGAACUUGGUGGAGUUCCGCCGCGACGUCGUUGUUGCUGUUGUCGAGCGUCCACGAUUGCGAGAGCGACAUGAUGGCGGUAGCAAGAAAGUCAAAGAAUGCCCAUGGAAGUGAAUACAGUAUGUUGACGCGCGGCAAGGUUGAAAUACCCUAACCAAAUAGUCAUCCCCUCGAUUAAAAUACCAGCAAUGUACUUCGAAG
Messenger RNA from Aphanomyces astaci, 4487 nucleotides. RefSeq lists its product as hypothetical. The coding region runs from base 56 to 2959 and encodes 967 amino acids. NCBI's taxonomy places the organism in Eukaryota, Oomycota, Saprolegniomycetes, Saprolegniales, Verrucalvaceae. The record is from RefSeq and is a predicted model, not a curated record. The transcript is spliced from 6 exons. Gene Ontology annotation, molecular function: protein binding.